AUGAAAACCUUGCAGCUCAUUAAGGUUCUCUCAGCACUUGCUUGGGCAGUUGAAGGGGUGGUUUCUGAUACAGCCAACUCCCAUUCCAGCACUGCCCCUUAUCUUGCGAACGGAUAUCUAAAUCUCGGAAUUGCGAGUGAAGCGUAUACAAAAGCCAAAGAAUUUGUGGCACAACUCAACAAUACCGAGAAGAUUUCUAUCGUAAAGGCAAGCAGCUUCAAGCAUUCAAAUAUUUCCUGGGAGGCAUAUGAAAAUACCGACGGAGUAUCUGGCUUGAACUUCUACUAUUACGUCUCUGCCUUUCCAAUGGGAAACGCCCUGACACAAACCUGGAACAGGGAUCUCAUUUCAGCUCAGUUCAAGGCGGUCGGGGAAGAAUAUCGUGCUAUAGGAUAUAAUUUGGUUGAUGGAGCGCUCCUUGGUCCACUAGGCCGUGUCCCCGAAGGAGGUCGACAGAAUGAGGCAUUCUCCCCUGAUCCAUAUCUCUCCGCUAUAAGCUCUGCUGAAGGCAUUCGGGGACAAAAUUCUGCCGGUGUUGUUGCAGGGAUCAGGCACUUCCUACUUUAUGAACAAGAGACUAACAGGAGCUCUGCCAUGGGUGGCUCGACAUCAGCAGUGUACUCCUCAAAUCCCGAUGACAAAACCUUGCAUGAAGUCUACAUGUGGCCAUGGGCAGACGCUAUCAAUGCGGGCUCGAUGGCCGUUAUGUGUGCCAUGAACCGAGUGAACGCAACCCAUUCUUGUGAAAAUAAGGAGCUUUUGAUGGAUAAAUUGAAGACCCAGCUCGGUUUCCCUGGAUUUGUCUAUCCAGACGAAUCUGCUCAAUUUAGCAGCUACGGUUCGGCUAACGCUGGUCUCGAUUAUUCACCCUAUGCAGAGAACCUAUGGACCGAAUCCACGCUGUCAGCCGGUCUUGCAAAUGGUAGUCUGACAGUAGAUCGAUUGGAUGAUAUGGCUGUGCGCUCAGUACUGCCUUACUACUUUGUUCAUCUUGACAAGGAAACUCUCCCUACAGUGUCAACGGAUUAUACUGCCUACCGUGAUGUGCGUGGUAACCAUAGCAGUCUAAUUCGCAAGGUUGGCGGAGAAGCGAUCAGUCUGCUUAAGAAUAACAACAAGAAUGGCCGUGGGCUUCCACUCAACAAACCGCGCUCUAUAUCACUCUAUGGGGCACAUGCUGGCCCAUCCAUGGCUGGCCCUAACCAUGAGUGGUCGGUUUCGGGGACAGACUCCGAUAUUUAUCAAGGCCAUCUCGCUACUGGUGGUGGAUCUGGCCAAACAUCACUUCCCUACCUAAUCACUCCGUUCAACUCUCUCACCAAUCGCGCAGUUCAAGACAAUUCCAUGAUUUGGUGGAUAUUGAACAAUACUUAUACAGAUGAUUCGGGUAGCGGCGGUUUCUCCAUCGCGGGCGGCACAGGCACUGGAACAGCCCCUUCAUUCGCGAACUAUGCAGAUGCAUCAAACGUCUGUCUUUGUUUUAUCAACUCUUGGUCUGGAGAGGGAGCCGAUCGAAACUCCCUCUCGAAUGAAGCCCAGGACACGAUGGUCAAGAGUGUUGCGUCAAAUUGCAAUAACACCAUUGUCAUUGUAAAUGUCUCGGGGCCUCGCGUUCUGGAUGCCUGGAUCGAGCAUGAAAACGUUACAGCUGUACUUUAUUCUGGACUUCUGGGUCAGGAAUCAGGAAAUGCAAUUGCAGACGUCCUUUACGGUGAUGUGAACCCCAGCGGAAAAUUGAUUCACACGAUCGCCAAGAACGAGUCGAACUACCCAACUUCCGUUUGCAUGACCGCGAAUUGCCUAUUCAAAGAAGGGGUGAAUAUUGACUAUCGUUGGUUCGACGAGAAGAACAUCGAGCCUCGGUACCCGUUUGGCCAUGGCCUGAGCUAUACGCACUUCAAGUAUGGCGAGGUGAGCGCUCAGAUCACAAAUCACUCGGCGAUUGCGUCCAAGUAUCCUACUGGAAGACUGGGCCUUGGUGGGCAGGAAGAUCUAUUCAAUGAGAUUGUUAAAGUAACCACUUCCGUGAGAAAUGUUGGAUCGUUGAAAGGCGCCGAGGUGGCCCAGUUGUAUGUCAGUUUCCCCAAGGAGGCUAAACAGCCGGUUCGAAUCCUGCGUGGCUUCGAAAAGUCGACAAUUGCCGCAGAUGAGACGGCUCAAAUCCAAUUUUCUCUCCGACGUCGUGAUCUCAGCUACUGGGAUGUGGCGGCACAGAAAUGGGCUAUUGCUCGAGGACAAUACACGUUCUCCGUGGGAUCCAGCUCUCGUGAUCUCCGUGGAAACAGCACUUUGACACUAUGA
This is a messenger RNA of Penicillium macrosclerotiorum, 2301 nucleotides long. RefSeq names its product beta-glucosidase D. Lineage: Eukaryota; Fungi; Ascomycota; Eurotiomycetes; Eurotiales; Aspergillaceae. The transcript has 5 exons. Gene Ontology annotation, molecular function: beta-glucosidase activity. The record is from RefSeq and is a predicted model, not a curated record. The coding region runs from base 1 to 2301 and encodes 766 amino acids. Gene Ontology annotation, biological process: glucan catabolic process.